Molecule: messenger RNA, 1632 nt
Organism: Rhodotorula graminis WP1
Lineage: Eukaryota; Fungi; Basidiomycota; Microbotryomycetes; Sporidiobolales; Sporidiobolaceae
Exons: 8
Coding region: 1-1632 (543 amino acids)
Molecular function (GO): hydrolase activity
Source: RefSeq, a predicted model, not a curated record
AUGGCUGCUCCAGCUCAGCAGGACCGCAAGAUCCGCCUCGACCUCGUGCGCGCCGCGCCGGACCAGGCGCUCACCCUCCGGCGCGUCCUCCACUUCCUCGCCGUCGUCCUCCCCCACAUGUUCAUCAUCCUCCCCGUCCGCGUCAUCUUGGCCCACACCGUCCUGCGCUGGCGCUCGCGCUCUGUCCGCGUCCUCGGCCGCCCUGCCCUCGCCGAUUUCGUCGUCAAGCUCGCCCAGUUCAUCCUCAGCCGCCUACACGUCGCCCAGUCGCGCAUCAUCUUCAACCGCGACCGCUCGUACAACCUCGUGCACGGCGGCCCUUACUUCAAGGGUGCGCGCGACUGGGUCACAAAGGUCGAGGUCAACGGCACGGCCGGCCGCUGGAUCGCGCUCCCGGGCACUCGACGUGCCGAGGACCAGGUCGUCCUGUACUUCAUCCACGGCGGCGGAUUUGUGCUCGACACGGGCUCAAACGCCCAGGACAUCCUCCUGCACGCCAUGAAGGCGCUCAACCUCAAGCAGAGUGUCCAAGCCUCGGUCUUCUGCCUCGACUAUCGCCUCGCUCCCGAGUACAAGUACCCCUCGCAGCUCAUCGAGACGCUCGCUGGGUACCACUACCUCGUCAACACGCUCGGCAUCAGCGAGGACAAGAUUGUCGUCGGCGGCGACUCGGCGGGCGGCAACCUCGCGACGGCGUUCCUCCUGCACCUCGCUCGCCCGGCCAAGGAGAUCUACGUGCCCGAGGAGCUCGGACCUACUCCUGGGCGUCCCGGCGGCGCCCUCAUCAUCUCGCCGUUCGUCAACCUCGCGUCUCGCUCGGCCUCGUCGUUCGCCAACACGCCUCACGACUUCAUCGAGCUCGGCGGCGGGUUCCGGGCUGCGUGCGACUACCUCGGCGUCACGCCGCCGCCGUCGUACCGGUUCCCCGAGCCGUCGCUCAACCCGCUGUACCAGUUCAAGUUCCCGCGUGCGCACCCGCCUGUCGACGGCGAGAAGCUCCACACGCUGCACGGCUGGGCCCACUGCGAGGGCAUCGAGCUGUUCCGCUCGCCGUACGUCAACCCGGUCGUGCAGCGCGACGCGAGCUGGUGGAAGGAGGCCAUGCCCGGCGGCGGCAAGACGGUCGUGACUUGGGGCGGCAAGGAGAUCUUUGCCGACGACGACGACGAGUUCUUCCAGCGCCUCCAGAAGGCCGGCGUCGCGCCGACCAAGGUCUUCAAAAAGUUCGGCGCGCACGACUGGAUCCUGCACGACUGGAGCGUUCCGACCGUGUGGCGCACCAAGGCGACCGGGCCCGAGAGCAAGUUCAACUUUGGGCUCGACGCCAUCGUUCGCCUCCUGUCGCAGGUCGCUGCCGACGCCGCCGCCGCUCCGCCUCGCGCAUCUCGUCACUCGGCCGACAAGAAGCAGGGCAAGGCCGAGCAGAAGGUGUCGAAGAAGGGCGCGAGCGCCAUUGAGAAGGCCGCGCCCGUCGGCGACGAGGCGCACGAGUCGUACGCUCAGGUCGCCGAGCACGAGGAGGACGCUCAGGCCCCCGUCGUCGCCAAGGGCGAGGGCGACGUGCUGCACGUCGGCGGCUCGAUCGAGGGGAGCGGCGUCCUCGUCGAGAAGCCGGCCAAGAGGUCCGUGUAG